AGUUGCCGGUGAGCUUGGGAGAACCGUGGGCGCUGAGGCGGUGAGUCCCCGAGCGGCCAGAGGGCGUGGCCGUUCCCUGGGGCGCGGGCGCGGGUAGCGGGGCUCCUUUCCGUGGCCGGGGCCAUGCUAACUGGGUGAUUCCAGCUGUGCCCCGGGCGGCGGGCGCCGGAAGGAGUGGUGGGCGGUGGGCCCCUAUCCGGCCAGGGUCCCCGCCACCACUCCCUGCGACCCGACCGGGCCUUCCCGGGAGUCCUUCUGGGCUGGGAGCUCCCCUCCAGGCGUCGGGGCCUCGUCGCCCAAGAGCGAACAGGGGCCGCGCCCGAGACACUAGCAUCCGAAUUUGAAUCAGCUUUUACACUUUUUAGGGACGUGUCACUCUUGCCGUUCCUCAAGUGCUCUCUUUACACACAUCGCUUUUCUUAUAGGCCCCAUGAGGGUGGAUUCCCUACGAGAAGGUUUGGAGAGAAAUCACUGGUCCCACAGUGAAAUGAACGUUUCUCUGGGAAGGGUCCAUCGAAGGAAACCCGAAGGGUCAAUUCCCUGGUAGACGUGGUGGAAGGUUUUGGGUCAGUCAGGGAAGGGCUGACCAGCUGUGAGGCUGGCGCAGAUUAACGGGUGGGUCCAGAGCCAAAAACAGCACAGUUCCUGGAUGCCCUCCAGCAACGGUUAGGUGCCUAGACUCUGGGAAAUAGAGGCCCCCUAGGAAUGACUCCUGACAAGCAAUAAACUUUAAUUGAGUGCUUCCUCUGUGCCGGGCAUGCUGCUAUUCGCUUCGCAUGCAAUUGGAUCCAUGCAGAACAUUUUAUAAAGUAGAUGCUAUGAUUAUCUUCUGUUACAAAAGAGGCACUGGGUGUCAGGGUCACACAGCUAGCAGGUUAUUAUACCUAAACCGAUCUGCUAAAGUCGGGCUACCAUCAUGGUAAAGGGGGAUACAAGGACAGAGUGCUGAUUUAGGUUGACUGGGGAGGAAGAGAGUCAUGAGUACUUUUUUUCCCUUGAAUCCCCUCCAGAGAAGAGGACAACUACAGCAGCUGUCUCAGCACAUGCAGAGAGAGAGGACCCAAGGCACAUGGGCAGAUACAGGUCUUGAGACCUGUAGAAACAUCUGUAGGUGGCUCCCUCCCACCCCAACGAUUUCAGAGAGAAACAAGUCGGAAUCUGAGAAGUGAGGCUCCAGAUAAACUGUAAACUGCUGGAAGGGGGCGAUGGCUGUGGCCCUGGGUUGUGCAAUCCAGGCAUCCUUGAAUCAAGGCUCUGUGUUUCAAGAAUAUGAUACUGACUGUGAAGUUUUCCGUCAGCGCUUCAGGCAGUUCCAGUACAGAGAAGCAGCUGGGCCUCAUGAAGCAUUUAACAAACUCUGGGAGCUUUGCUGUCAAUGGCUGAAGCCAAAGAUGCGCUCUAAGGAACAAAUCCUGGAGCUGCUAGUGUUGGAGCAAUUCCUAACUAUCCUGCCCACAGAGAUAGAGACCUGGGUGAGGGAGCACUGCCCAGAGAAUAGAGAAAGAGUUGUGUCACUGAUAGAAGACUUACAGAGAGAACUUGAGAUACCAGAGCAGCAGGUAAGAAAAGAAUGUGGGAUCUUUGUGAUUGGUCCAAAGGAAGUAGCUGAGGCAGCUGGGACUAGACCACACAUUUGUCUCUAUGUCAUUCCCCAGCCUCAAGAUUUCUCCAGAGUCCUCUUCCUUUUUCUCUUCUGCUGAACUCAGCAAAUGAGUCAGUGCUUUUAACUCUAUCAGACUCAAUUCCCCUUCUAUAACAAAUAGUUUAUAAUGUCCACUUUACUAUGCACAAAUGAAAUUGAUAGACAACAUAAUCUACCCACAUACAUCAACCCAAAGCAUCAGUAAAUUGCUCCAUGGCCUGAAGGCCAAUUCUAGCCAUACCCUGUUUAUCUGUAUACUCUGUAUGUAAUGGUUUUUUUAUCUUGUUGAAAGGUCAUUGAAAAAAAGAGGAAGGAGAAGAACUGACAGUGAAUGUGCCCCACAGUGCCUAAAAUAUUUACUAUUUGGCUCUUUAUAAAGUUUGCCAACCCUGAAUCAAGUCUAGAAGGAAUAUAAAGGAAAAGAAACAUAGUUUGUUAUAAAUUGAUAGGGAUUUGUACAUAUAUGUGCUUGGGCCUGACCGAAUGUCAUGAAGUUGUCAGAUGUUUGCAUCUAUGCUUAGAAUCAUUGUGAAUGGGACAGCCAGAAAUUCAGACUGAUAAAGCUCAAGUACUACGAACAGUGUUGCUCCUCGUCAUGUGAUUUUCCAAAAUGGCAUACGACUCUAGACAUUUGCUGCUGAAUACAGUCACUACUAGUCAUGUACAGCUCUUGAGCCCUUGAAAUAUGGCCAAUACAAAUUGAGAUCUGCUGUAAGUAUGAAAUACACACCACAUGCAGAAGACUUGGUAUGAAAAAAGUUGAUAUGCAUGACAUGCUCUUGGAAGAACUGGCACCAGUGGGAACGGCACACAUACCACCAACCAUGCACCUAGAGUCACCUGCACUCCAGGUAAUGGGACCUGCCCAGGAGGCCCCAGUAGCAGAGGCAUGGAUCCCACAGGCAGGGCCACCGGAGCUGAACUAUGGUGCUACUGGAGAAUGUCAGAACUUUCUGGACCCUGGAUAUCCAUUACCAAAACUUGACAUGAACUUCUCAUUGGAGAAUAGAGAAGAGCCAUGGGUGAAGGAAUUACAGGAUUCUAAAGAAAUGAAACAAUUACUUGAUUCCAAGAUAGGUUUUGAGAUCGGGAUAGAAAAUGAAGAAGAUACUUCAAAACAGAAAAAAAUGGAGACUAUGUAUCCAUUUAUUGUAACUUUAGAGGGGAAUGCUCUCCAGGGUCCCAUUUUGCAAAAAGACUAUGUACAGUUAGAAAAUCAAUGGGAAACCCCCCCAGAGGAUUUACAGACAGAUUUAGCAAAACUGGUAGAUCAGCAGAACCCCACUCUGGGAGAGACACCUGAGAACUCCAACUUGGAAGAACCUCUCAACCCUAAACCCCACAAGAAAAAGAGUCCAGGAGAGAAACCUCACCGAUGUCCUCAGUGUGGAAAAUGUUUUGCUCGGAAGUCACAACUUACUGGGCAUCAGAGAAUUCAUUCAGGAGAAGAACCUCACAAAUGCCCUGAAUGUGGGAAAAGAUUCCUUCGUAGUUCAGACCUUUAUAGACACCAACGACUUCAUACAGGGGAGAGACCCUAUGAAUGCACUGUAUGUAAAAAGCGAUUCACUCGGCGGUCACAUCUUAUAGGGCACCAGAGAACCCAUUCUGAAGAAGAAACAUAUAAAUGUCUUGAGUGUGGGAAAAGUUUUUGUCAUGGAUCAAGUCUUAAAAGACAUCUGAAAACUCAUACAGGUGAAAAACCUCAUAGAUGUCAUAAUUGUGGGAAAAGUUUUAGUCGACUGACAGCUCUUACUUUGCACCAGAGAACGCAUACUGAAGAGAGACCUUUUAAAUGUAAUUAUUGUGGGAAAAGUUUUAGACAGAGACCAAGCCUCGUUAUUCAUUUAAGAAUCCACACAGGGGAGAAGCCAUACAAGUGUACUCAUUGUUCUAAAAGCUUCAGACAGAGAGCCGGCCUUAUUAUGCACCAGGUCACUCACUUUAGAGGACUUAUUUAAGAAUUGCUAAGGGAAACAGGUCUUACACAAAUUGACACUAACUCAAAAAAAAUCUUAACCUGCAGCAGGCUGUUUGUCUUGGAAGCUUUUGUUUGAGCUUAUAAGAACAUAGACAGCUUUUUUUUUUACUAGUUUUAAAACCCAUCUUCCAAGGUAUAUGAAUUCUAGAGUAUUUAUCUACUCCUGUGAUUUUCUUAGAUUUGAUUUCUUCUGUCUGCACAACUCUUCUUUUUUUAAUUACAAUGAAAAAUUUUGUGUUCCAAGGCAACUGUAUCAUAGGUGUAAACAUAAAGCAUAUAAAUUAUGACAAUCCUUUUAGAGGUAGGGUCAAUAUAGUGGAUAAACCUGUCUAUCAGACGUAUUGAUUAUAGCAGUACUAUAGUUAUUCUGCUGUCAUUAUUAAAGAUGAUUAUAUUCAUUCAAAGCUUUAGAUGUGUCCCAUGUGGCAAGAAAGGAGACAGUGAAUUUUGUCAAACAAUAAAAAUGUGUCAGGAACACAAGGAUGAAGGGGAUGUCAUUUGCCUGGUAAGAACUGGGUUAUUUCCACUGAAAUUUGUUAUGUUUAAGGAAAUUAAGAUUUUAAGCUUGAAAUUAUACAAGCAGAAUCUAAUUUAAUUUUGAUUGACUGAAGAACCAGGGUCUUUUGCUCUCCUUUGGUAUUUCACUCUCCUUUGGUAUUCAAUCAUGUGUCUUUUAGUGCUUUUUAAAAUUUUACCCAUUCUUUAAUUCAGCAUCUCCCUAUGUAUGUGUCAUAGAAUACUUAGUUCUGCUAGAUAUUCUGCAAAUAUAUUUGGGAAUUACUUCCUGCUGUUUCGCCUUCUUAGGUUCAUAGUACACAUCAGCAUAUGAGAAUCUCUGAGAGGUCCUCUAGAAAGGAGAGAAAAAGCACCUCUUUUGGCUCAAUGUUUUCCAAACUUAUUUGACCCCAAAACCUUUUUCAUAUACCCAAUAAUAAGCUACAGAACUAAUAUUCUGCAAAUGUCUCUUGGAACACACUGCCUUAAACAGAUAUUUCUAUAGCUGUCAGUAUAGUUAUGUUGCUCCCAAGCCUAGUUAUCUCCAGUUGUUUUAAGGGUGUUAUGAAAAAUUCUUAAAAUAUAUAUGAAUUUGUGUAACACACACAGAGACACACACACAUACUACUUUAAGGGGGUGAGGAUCAUUAAUUCAGAUAAUUUUUAAGUUUCCUAGUGAUUCUCAAUCUCUUUGAAUUUUACUUACAUUUACACACACACGCACACACAUAUGUAUAUACACAUAUCAUUUUAAGAAGCUGAGGAUCACUAAUUCAGAUAAUGUAUAAGUUUCCCAGUGAUUCUCAACCUCUUUGAAUUUUACUUAUAAUUACAUACACACACACACUGCUACUUAUAUAAAUGUUCUCAUGUAAUCAUGGUAACAGCUCAAAUUCCCAAAGCAAGGGAAGACUUCUCAUUGUCAGUUAAACCUGUUAAAACAUGAAAAUAUUCAUUGAGCCUAGUUCCUUGUUAUAAAAUACAAGAAAUAAGACAUUCAGGCAUUUUCCCUUUAUGAAGAUGUUCAGUCAUCCUUUCCUUGAACUACAAUUAGGAAAAGUAUAUGUCUUUAUUCCAUUGAAGUUCUCGAGAGUGAUAUAAAUACUUUGGGGGGUAUCUACUAUGUGCCUAACUAGUCCUGUUCUAGGCUUAGUGGAAGCUAGUAAAGAAAUAUAAUUCAUGGAUCAGGCUCAUAAAGAUUUUAUAAUAUUUUUAGUUAAACAAGAGUUGGGAAACAGGUGGAGAAUAAUGCAAGAGAGUUUGUAAUUAAGUGCCAAUUAUACCAAUUGCUAGACCCAGGAUGUAUCUUUAAUUCUUGUCAUCCAGGUCAACAUAUGAUGCUGCUAUAAGUCUGGGGCUCAAAUUGAUAUCCCAGUAGCAAUAAACAUAUAAUAUAGGAGGAGUCUGAAUGUAGAGAUGAAAAAUACAGAAUGUAAUGGCUUCUCUUUUCUCUCUUGUGGAAUUGCAUUCAAACCAGAACAGUGCCUUAGAAUGGAUGUGCCCAACUGCUCUGUAUUUAUGCAAUAUUUGAAUAAAGCGGAAAUGUAUGUGCUCUUCCUGCUUCACUUGCACUAAUUAAUUAUUUGAACAACUUAGAGCUUCUUCCCUGAACAGUGGCAACAAGCAUGGCAAUUGACUCUGUCCUCAUCCCAAGUUGGAAUCGCUUUUCUCUCUGCAACCAUGGCACUGUGAUUAUGCAUCAUUUUUAGCAUUUAAUACAGUCCAUUUUUGGCUAGUAGGGUUAGUUGCAAUCAUAAUAUGAGUUGCAUCCUCCCUCUCAUUUAUAUCAAAUAUACUUGACUAGAUUUUUACAAGUUAGAGA
Homo sapiens (human) is the source of this 5940-nucleotide messenger RNA. RefSeq names its product zinc finger protein 449 (gene ZNF449). The transcript has 6 exons. Lineage: Eukaryota; Metazoa; Chordata; Mammalia; Primates; Hominidae. The record is from RefSeq and is a predicted model, not a curated record. Bases 2392 to 3603 code for a protein of 403 amino acids. Gene Ontology annotation, cellular component: nucleus.